Molecule: messenger RNA, 1524 nt
Organism: Arabidopsis arenosa
Lineage: Eukaryota; Viridiplantae; Streptophyta; Magnoliopsida; Brassicales; Brassicaceae
Source: the annotation of a GenBank genome assembly
CUCGAAGCUCUCCGUCUGUCUUCUACGAUGUGGACUGAAGAAGAUGACCAAACACUACUUCGAUAUGGUUGGGCCUUUCCUUGCUUCAUGGAAACGGUCAGUAUGGCCAUGAACAGGAGACAUACGGCUCAGGAGUGCAAGGAACGCUAUAUGCAUCUUGCCGGAAUUGUGCAGCCGCCGCUGCCGAUCGUACCACCGGCGAUACCACAACAUAAGCCUAAGAAGGAAGGGAAGCCCACAUGCAAAUUUUACCACUAUGGCCUGGGGAUUUGUAAAAAGGGCGACAAAUGUGAAUUCCGGCACUACGAGACUCUUCCGCGAAACAGAACGGCUCCUCCGCCUCCUGUUUCUAAAUUUGAAGAGAUGGUGAAGUCUUCACUUCGUGGUGAUGAAGACUUAUUCUUGGCUUUUAAGGAAGUGUGUUGUCGGUAUCAACAUGGUGUUAUUGACAUCACCACUUUCUUGAACUAUCUACAAGAUUUAGGUCUAUCACAUAUCUUGAUAGAUUUAGCUAGGGUUUUCACUAAUCCUCAAAAGCAGACCGAAAUCAUUGAAGCCUACAAGAAUCAGAUUGCUAAACAAGUUUCUAAACCGGAGGUGAUUGAAAAGAACCAAGACAAGAAACAUAAAAGCUGCAAACCGGUGAUUGAACCAGCUGUUUACUUGAGUAGAGAUGAUAACGCAAAACAGGAGAUGAUUGGAAUGGACUACCUAAAACAAGACUGGAAACAUAAAAGCUGCAAACCGGUGAUUGAACCAGCUGUUUACUUGAGUAGAGAUGAUAACGCAAAACAGGAGAUGAUUGGAAUGGACUACCUAAAACAAGACUGGAAACAUAAAAGCUGCAAACCGGUGAUUGAACCAGCUGUUUACUUGAGUAGAGAUGAUAACGCAAAACAGGAGAUGAUUGGAAUGGACUACCUAAAACAAGACUGGAAACAUAAAAGCUGCAAACCGGUGAUUGAACCAGCUGUUUACUUGAGUAGAGAUGAUAACGCAAAACAGGAGAUGAUUGGAAUGGACUACCUAAAACAAGACUGGAAACAUAAAAGCUGCAAACCGGUGAUUAAAGAAGAUGGUAGCUCGAGUAGAGGAGAUAAGGCAAAACAACAGGAGGUGACUCGAAAGGACAACAUGAAACAAGAGAAGAAACAUGAAAGCUACAAACCGGUGAUUGAAACACCUGUUUACUUGAGUAGAGGAGAUAAGGCAAAACAACAGGAGGUGACUCGAAAGGACAACAGGAAACAAGAGAAGAAACACAAAAGCUUCCAACCGGUGAUUAAAGAAGAUGGUAGCUCGAGCAAAGGAGAUCACGCAAAACAAGUUGAUUGAAGAAAGCCAUAAAGUCCUUUCUUUUUCCAGAGAUAGUUUCUUGCUCUUUUGUGUUCUUCAAAAUAUCUCAUUUUGCUGGUUUUUCUCUUUAAGUAGUAGAUGAUUUCUUGUCUCUUUUAAAACAGAUUUUGCUAACUCUGUGAGUCUGUGUCUAUAGUAGAUAAUUCUUUCACGGUUCAUUCUCUAAAA